This is a messenger RNA of Tribolium castaneum (red flour beetle), 1288 nucleotides long. RefSeq names its product PAPS transporter 2 (gene Papst2). Lineage: Eukaryota; Metazoa; Arthropoda; Insecta; Coleoptera; Tenebrionidae. Gene Ontology annotation, biological process: transmembrane transport. Gene Ontology annotation, cellular component: endoplasmic reticulum membrane; Golgi membrane. Gene Ontology annotation, molecular function: 3'-phosphoadenosine 5'-phosphosulfate transmembrane transporter activity. The coding region runs from base 127 to 1218 and encodes 363 amino acids. The transcript has 5 exons. The record is from RefSeq and is a predicted model, not a curated record.
UUUAUUUUCAAAAUGAUUGGGGGGACGAUUGGCGAGCCUGGUGGGACGUCAAGUGUCAGAUGAUUUGAAUAUGUGUCAACGUGUCUCAAAUCAAGCAAAAGUAAUGAUUUUUUCCCGUAAUUGAAAAUGUCACGCAGCGCUCAGCGUGGGGGGCUCAACCCCGAGCCAGACAGCCCCAAAAUCAGUAUCCUUUUCCUCGAUAUCACUCGUUUUUCCCAACCUGUCCAAUUUUUCAUUUGCAGUGGGGCUGUUUUCGUGUUUUUCAUCCUUUACGGGUACAUGCAAGAGCUGAUCUUCACCAUCGACGGCUUCCAGCCCUUCGGGUGGUACCUCACGUUGGUCCAGUUCGGGUUUUACAGCGUCUUUGGCCUGAUUGAGACACGAAUAAGGAACAUAACCUCUCGAUCAAUUCCGAUCCAAACGUACUUUUUACUCGCACUGUUGACCCUUGGCACCAUGGGUUUCUCUAAUGCCUCGCUCGGUUACUUGAAUUAUCCGACUCAAGUGAUUUUCAAGUGUUGCAAGUUAAUUCCGGUCCUUGUCGGGAGUAUUCUAAUUCAGGGCAAACGGUACGGGCCUUUGGACUUUAGUGCAGCUGUUUUGAUGUGUGUGGGACUAACAUUAUUCACUCUGGCCGAUUCACAUGUACAACCAAAUUUUAACACUAAAGGCAUCUUCAUGAUCUCGAUGGCCUUGCUGUGCGACGCAAUUAUAGGAAAUGUGCAGGAAAAGUCAAUGAAAAAUUAUGGGGCUCCGAAUUCCGAAGUCGUCCUGUUUUCGUAUUCAAUUGGGUUUGUGUACCUCCUUAUUGUGAUGGUGGCCACUGGCGACUUCACCGAUGGCUUGCAAUUUUUUUCUACUAAUCCAAAAAAACUGUACGGUUACGCUUUAAUUUUUUCACUAACUGGGUAUUUGGGGAUUCAGAUCGUUCUCACUCUAGUCAGGACUUGUGGGGCUUUUGCGGCAGUCACUGUGACAACGUGCCGCAAAGCCGUGACUAUUAUCAUAUCAUUUGUUUUUUUCAGCAAACCUUUUACGUUUCAGUAUUUAUGGUCCGGUUUAUUGGUAGUUUUAGGUAUUUAUUUAAAUUUGUUUAGUAAAAGGCAUCCAAUGUCGAUGCAAGACUUGGAGGUGUUUAUAGAAAGGUGCAUUCGAACAAUCAAAUUAAAACUUUAUAACAAACGUCAAGGUCCUCGCCACUAUAUGGCGAACGUUUGAUUUUAGUGAUUUAAGCAAUACUUUGCCAUAUUUUAUAUUUUGUUUUAUCGUAAUAGAUGUGUUCAUUUUU